AUGGCGGAAGCAGACAAGGAGAACUGUCCACCGCUGUCAGAGGGUUUCAGCGCCUCAACGUGUACAUUUGCAUCUACCUCAACAAACAGCGCUUCGAACACGCUCUCGUCGAAGCAGUCGACAAAUUCAGCCCAAGUCGCGUUUCCUGUAGAAGAGCCAGAUGGGGAUCGAGAUGUGCUUGCAGCUGACGGCAAGACGCUACGCAAAAAGCGAUCCGUCCUCUUCUAUCCUUCGGCCGGCCUGGCAGCCAAAUCGAACCAGCAGCCCUUCUCUCGCAGCGCGGCGAAGAGAGACUCGAUCAUGGCUCUGGGCAGUAUUGGUUACCUUCAGCAUCUGUAUACGAAACAAGGCAUCGCGAAUCGAAAUCGUCCGCUGACCAAGGGGGCGAUGACACUGGCGAUCGGGCCUGCCGGCGAAGCGAUGGUAUUAUCCAACGCAGAUAACUCGACUGCCGGGUCUCCAACGUCCGAGUCUCCAACGACAGCUGCAAACGGGCAGUUGACGCCAAAUGGGAUUCUUGAAGAGGAUGAGCACUUGCUGCUGCCUCCUAGCCCAGAGGCAGGUAGCUUUGCGCGACCCAAGUACCUCGAAGUCGCAAAGCCGUUGGAAGCAGAUACACAUGCACUCCGCGCAUUGCUUGUCGCCGAUCUGGACCGUCUCUGUGAUGCAUGGCACCUUUCCGACUGGAUUGCAACCAAUCGAGCUGUCGCGCCCAUCAAGCAGCUCCUCUCCGAAGGCUCGCUGUCAAAGGCUGCUCGGCAACCUGACUCAUCGGCAUCGACAGAUCUCGUCAGAAUCAUUGAUGUCACGACCAAGGCGAUUCGAUCGGUGCGCAGCUACAUUCUUGCUCUUCCUCAGCGCUCCAAGAUACCUAUGACCUUACCGAACGAGCCUAGCAGAAGAGACCGCUUCAAGCGCCAACCCAGUUUCAGUGGCGUCUCUCGUCCCGGUCAAGCUGGAAUGCCAGUGCCGGCAAGAAGCAAUGAAAUUCUCCACCACAUUGCGACGCCGGAUGACAGCCUUUCACGAGAGCCUCCCUGUUCACCGCUGACGAGCGCGCCAUCUCCCGGCGGACGAUCCUUGAGCUCACGAGCCGAUACAGAUGAGGACCCUCUCGGAGUCAUACGAAAGGCUGCGCUCGAGAUGCUCUCAGCGCUCCAAGAGAUGGAAAAAAAGACUCGCAUCGAAAUUCUUGACGUAAAUAGCGACGAGACGGGAUAUCUUUCCGCUGCGAUCAGCCGUGAUCCGGACGAGUCCAGCUCGACGGGUUCGGCCACGCCAGGCACAGGCUAUCUGUACCGUUCGGACUUGGUGCUGUCGGACUUUGCAGCAGAGCGAGAGAUGCUGCUGAGGUAUUUGGAAACUGUCGGCUCUGUGUUGUCUUCGUUGAUGAUCUCUUGCCAAGACAUGCGUCGGCGCUCGAGCACGGGGACGGAACACGCACGAGAAGCGCAAGCCUUGACGAGCACCGUGAACUCGAGCGGGAAUGCGGCUCCUUCGAUCCACAUCGAUGCCGCUAACGACGACGAUGUUGCGUCCAAAGCGGGACCAAUAUGGACCGAACCGGGUGUCAGUGCGGCUCAGCGAGUGUCAAGCUUCAUGAUCGACCACUGCGAAGCUGUGAUCGGGUCGACGUCGCGACUCGAACGAAUGCAAGAGGCUCGAGAUGACAUUGAAGCGCUUUUGGCGCUGCUUUCUGACGGGUAUCUUCUGUGCUGCGCUUUCAACGAAGCGGUGCGCCGAUCUGACAAGCCGUGGGGCUACAUCUCGUCGCGUGAGAUGCACGAUUUGGAAGCGGAAGAAGCGGUACUGCUGCACAAAGAAACUUCGCGCGCCAAGUCGGCGCAGGAAGCUGCAAUGCUCACGUUCCAGACUCGGUUCAGUCGAAAAGCUGAUGCGAGUGAGGGCGCUUUGAAUGUCGACGAUGUUGAAGCUCGGGUCAGGGUGGAGGAGAAUACAGGUAAUCGACCGGGGUGGACUUUUCGCCGGACGGAAAACCUGCGCGUGUGGGCAGCAGCGCUAAAGCUGCGGUAUCAGGUGCAAACAACCGCCACUCGAGCUAACGCCGCCAAGCCAGGUUCAAAUUUGACUUACGGAAGCCUGGGACUGGGUAAGCUCGCAUUGCACGGCCGCAGGGCGGCCUCAGAAUCCCACGCGCUCUCGUCUGGCGGUCCGUCGACCGGUCUCGGCUCAAAGACGAUCGAUUUCGACCCGGCCAAAGUCGCCCGAAGAGAAUCAGGAUGGCACCUUAUGCUCACUACUCUCCUGAUGGCUUGGAUCGACGCAGUGGCGCACGAGCAGCUUUUGAUGUAG
Mycosarcoma maydis (corn smut) is the source of this 2313-nucleotide messenger RNA. RefSeq lists its product as uncharacterized. The transcript has a single exon. The record is from RefSeq and is a predicted model, not a curated record. Bases 1 to 2313 code for a protein of 770 amino acids. Lineage: Eukaryota; Fungi; Basidiomycota; Ustilaginomycetes; Ustilaginales.